Molecule: messenger RNA, 2682 nt
Organism: Papaver somniferum (opium poppy)
Lineage: Eukaryota; Viridiplantae; Streptophyta; Magnoliopsida; Ranunculales; Papaveraceae
Product: putative disease resistance protein RGA1
Exons: 3
Coding region: 20-2083 (687 amino acids)
Source: RefSeq, a predicted model, not a curated record
UGAUAUUAAGACAUGCAAGAUGCAUGAUCUAGUACAUGAUUUAGCACUGUCUGUCGUUGACAGUCGUGAAAUUAUGACUGCGGAUGCAACUGAAGCAGAUGUUUCUGAAGUUCGUCGUUUGCAGCUAGUUUCCAAUGAAGCAACAUCAGAAAUGCUUGGAAAAGCAUUGAGCAACUCAAGCAAAUUGCGAACAAUUUUCGCACUUAACUUGAAAGGUGAUUUUAAGAUUAAGGAUUUCGUUACUAGUAAGUGUCUGCGAGUACUAUGUUUGAUAGGUUUAUACACUCUAGAAAUUCCAUCUUCAGUUGCUGCAUUUAAACAUUUGAGGUACCUCGACCUCUCAUGUUCUACUAUCGGUGAAGGAUAUGAUGGUUACAUCAAUUGUCUUUACAAUCUGGAGACAUUAAUACUGUGUCAAUGCAUUAGCGUCUGGAAGCUUCUCAAAGAUAUUGGCUCUUUGAAAAAUUUAAGGCACAUCUAUCUUUCUCGUUCUGAUAUUAAAGUGCUACCUGAUUCUGUGGUUCGCUUAAGUAAUUUACAGACACUAGAUCUCAGUGAAUGCCUUAGUUUUGAAUCGUUGCCAACAAAUAUAGGGUCGUUACAAAAUCUAAGGUACCUUAAUAUUAGAGAUUCGUUGAUCACAAAACUACCAGAGUCUAUCACUACUAUCAGCAGUUUAUCUGAAGUGUAUUUCACUUAUUGUAAACUCUUAGAAGCUUUACCUAGUGACUUUGGAGCAUUGACACGAUUGAGGGCGCUUUACCUUAAUGGGACGGGGAUCAAGUUAUUGCCUGAAUCUUGCAUUACCAACCUCUGCAAUUUAGAGGUAGUUGAUCUAGGGUGGAACUGUGAGCUUCCAAAAGAAGUUAAGAACUGGCGGAAAUUAAGAAGUCUUGAGUACAACAGAAAGGAGGAUGAAACGCCUAGGGGUAUAGAUAGGCUGACUUGCCUUGAAUCCUUAAGGUAUAUGGUGCGGAAAGAAGAUGUUCUCAGACCGGAUAACAGUGGUAUUGAAGAGCUGAGAAGCCUGAGUUCACUUCAGGAGUUACAUAUCCUGAAUCUCGAGAAUGUGAGAGGUCAGGUAGACGCAGAAAGAGCAAACUUAAAAGAGAAGAAAAACGUUCGUCAGUUGAAACUAUUUUGGUCUUUCAUUCGAGAACCUGGUUGUCCCCCCGAAGAUGGCGAUGAUGAGUGCAGUAUCAGCAGAAGUAUCAAUGAUGGUUUGGUGUUGGAAGGUCUUCAACCUCACCCUAAUCUGAAAAUACUGUAUGUGCUUGGAUUUUACGGUUCAUGGCUUCCAAAGUGGAUGGGUGGUGGUAUUAAUUCUUGUAUUCCGAAUCUGGUGGAAUUGCACUUUUCAUGUUGUGAAGGUUGUGACCAACUUCCAGCGCUAGGUCUGCUGCCAUGUCUUAAGGUUCUUUGGAUGACUGGAAUGAAGACUGUGAAAUGUUUGGGUAAUGACUUUUAUUUUGAAGAAAAGGGAGGAGAAGAUGGCAGUAGUUACUCGAUGAAGAAAGCAAACCCGGCUACUGUUAUAUCAUUCCCUUCGUUGACUAAGCUGAUCAUCCAAAGCAUGAAUAACUUAGAAGAGUGGGUUUCUCCUCCUUCACCUUGUAAAUCCUUUCCUCGCCUUGAGGAGCUGAGUAUCAGUUACUGCAAAAGGUUAAAAACCACGCCUAGCCAUUUUCCUUCCCUGAAGAAAUUGGAAUUAGAGGGCAUCAGUGACCAGGAUUUAAUCUUAAUGGCCAAUAGAGGCCUGACCUCUUUUAGAUCUCUUACUAUAAGGAAUUCUCCCGAGCUGAUAAUUUUCCCACAAUGCCUACUCCUUAACAAUUAUCAUCUUCAAUCUCUAGAAAUCUUGUGCUGUGAAAAGUUUCAAGGUUUUCGUCUAAAUGAGGCUGAAGCACUAUCAUGCCCCGAAGGCAACUAUACCAGCAACAUCCGCUUUUUGAAGUUAUUUGCAUGCCCUGCUGUAACAUUUCUGCCGAUCUUGGAAUUCUGGACUUCUAUCCGGGAAAUAAGUCUUAAAGAUUCUGGAAGACUCAAAGGAGUGCUGAAAAUUGAUCCACCACAAGGACAAUGAAAUUCCUGUAAAGGCUGCGCUGUAGUGAUGCUGCACAAUGAAGGAGAUGUGAGUUAUCAUGAAAGAUGCAGUUCUUUGUUCGGCUAGCUGGAGUAUUGCGACGGCCAUUCAAAUAGUAUCACUAUUGUUCCUACGGCUUCCCAUUCAAGAAGAUCUAUAUGUGGAUGCAGGGCAAUUUCCUCAACUUCUGGCAAGUAUGAUACAUAUAUUUAAAGCGUCUAACGACAUUGGUGAACUGAAAGUCAAUGAGCCAAAGAAAGCUAGAAAAACUAAAUCUGCCAAGACAGAGGAUGCUGAACAAAUUACCAAGCCUACGGGCAGAAAAAGUCGCAACUCAAAGAAAGCUGGACAUUGUGAUGCAGAAAUCAAUUAACACAAGAUCUUUGCUCAAUCCAGAACCAAAUUUUUUGCGGAAGAAGUACCAACAAACUCUAAACUCAACCGAAAAAUAUCUUUCCGUAGAAGGGAAAUUAUUUUUAACAAAAAUGUGAUAACAAGAUCUUUCCAGUUAUGAGAAAAAUAUAUGUGUACAGUCUACAAUGAUAUUUGAAUCUGAGAUAUCUGCUGCCAGUAUAUUGAAAAGAAUUAUAUUUGAUGCA